Molecule: messenger RNA, 7244 nt
Organism: Peromyscus californicus insignis
Lineage: Eukaryota; Metazoa; Chordata; Mammalia; Rodentia; Cricetidae
Gene: Ccsap
Product: centriole, cilia and spindle associated protein
Exons: 4
Coding region: 666-1442 (258 amino acids)
Biological process (GO): regulation of mitotic spindle assembly
Cellular component (GO): centriole; axoneme; cytoskeleton
Molecular function (GO): microtubule binding
Source: RefSeq, a predicted model, not a curated record
AAUUCCAGCACUUCGUGAGGUUGAAGCAGAAGAAUCAAGAGUUCAAGACUAGCUUGGACUACGGAAUGAGUUCUAGGCCAGCCUUAGAUACAUGAGAUUUGUCUCAAAAGGGGGGCGGGGGAGGGGAAUGUAUUAAGAAAAACAAAAACAAAAAACCUUAAGGCCUGAGUAUCCUGGCGUUGUGAACAGAAAGGAACGACGCGGGACACAUGAUUUGGGUCUGGCCCAGGUGCCGGCUGCUCACAGGCGCAGGUUGCACCUUCAGCUGAAGCCUGUUCCGGAGGGCGCCAGUAGCGAGUGGGCGAGCAAGCUGGGGGUUCACAGCAGCGCCCCAAGCGCGGGCGGGGGCCCAGCGGGCGCGCGGGGAGGUGCAGGCUUUAGGCUGGGGCGGCGCCUUCGCCUCCGGCUGCCGUAGGACCGCCGGGCCGCCGUUCCAUCGGCGACAUCUUGGUGGAGGACUCCCCGGGGGAAACGCUGGUCACCCAGUAGCUGCUGCGCCACGAUCUCUGCUGACCUCCGGAGCGCGCAGGAUCGAACGCGCAGGCGCCUCCUCCCUCCGGUCCGGGCGGGGCUCCGAGUUUGAACGGCGCGGCGGGCCGGGCUUCUGAGCCGGGUCGGGCCCAUAGGCGGCGGCGCCGAGCAGGCAGUCUGCGGCGCGCGGCACCAUGUCCCCGGGCAGUGGAGUGAAGAGCGAGUACAUGAAGCGCUACCGGGAGCCGCGCUGGGACGAGUAUGCGCCAUGCUACCGCGAGCUGCUGCGUUACCGCCUGGGCCGCCGGCUGCUGGAGCAGGCCCACGCGCCCUGGCUCUGGGAUGCUUGGGGCCCAGACAGCCCCUCAGACAGCUCGGCUUCCCCCAGUCCGGCGCCCAGGGGCGCGUUAGGGGAGCCCUCGGCACCUUCCGCGCGGGAGGAGGAGCGGACGGUCGGGGAGCGCGGAGCGGAGCUGCGGGGCGCGGAGGUUGGGGACGCGGAGGAGCACGACACAGUGCUACCAGCACCACCGAAAGAAGACACAGAAGAAAAUCCUGAACAACAAACCAAGGCAAAAGAGACUCACAGGGCGCCCGUUGGCCCCGAACCUCGACAACAGCCUAGUGCCUUAUUUGCCAGAGCAAGUAAGAAAGCAACCAGGAGCCCCCAAAGAUCAACGAGCAAAAUAAAAGAGAACAAGCACCCGUUUGCUCUUUAUGGCUGGGGAGAGAAACAGAUGGACACGGGGAGCCAGAAGACACACAAUGUCUGUGCAUCAGCCUCUGUGCAUGAGAUCCAUGAAUCAGCACUUCGUGCCAAGAACAGAAGACAGGUGGAGAAAAGGAAACUGGCCGCCCAGAGGCAGCGGGCUCACUCCGUGGAUGUGGAAAAGGACCGGAGGGUAAAGCCAACUUCUGCAGAGAACCCGUGGCUGACAGAGUACAUGCGAUGCUACUCAGCAAGGGCAUAGAUGCUGGGACUUCCUCUUUCAAGUGUUUGUGAAAGACAAAGAAAACAAAAACUAUCAAAUGGGACCACACACAGGUGGAAGAAACUGACUGGUCCUGCAAGGCUCCUCUUAGGAAUUUUCAAGAGAUGUUUUGCUUUCAUGAUGGUUGGUCACCUGCCUGAGUAGUUAGGGCAGACCAUUGAAGCCAUAGAUGUUGGCUUGUUUAUGAAGACAAGUCCCCAAGUCUUGAUAUUCUUGUAAGAGUUUUAUUUUCAAGAUUUUAAUCUUUGGAGAUACCCACACCAAAUGCCUUUACCUGGCUCUAGGCGCUUCCCAUCCACACCGUCCUGUAGUAUAGUUGGAACUGUCCUUUUCCAUCAAUGCCACAUUCCACAGCUGGCAGGGGCAUCCUGUCCCGCAGUGCAGGACUCCCAGGCACCACAUCUGUGCAGUUUGCCUUGCAGGGAGCACCAAGGAAAGUGAGGGCAUCAGCGUGAGAUCAGAGCUGUUCCUGACGAAUGAGAACUCUGCUGCCUAACACUGACACUUGAUAUUUCACCCCCCCCACCUCCGUGUAGACUAUGGUAUUUAAGAAUUUUCUGGCCAGAGCCGGGCUCACCUUUUCUCCUUACAUCAUCACUUAGACAUUUAUUUGAUAUAUAACUUAAUAGUUCUAGUACAUUCCAGUGAGUGACGUGCAGUGCAUGUUUAGAGCAAUGAUGCCAUUUCUUUUGAGUCAGUGUCACAUUCUUUUAACUGCAGUAUUCCCUUUUAGAGCACACAUGGUAUCAUCAGCUGCUUGUGAAGUCUGUCCCGCCACUCCCCUCUUCAGAGAUAGCUGAUGGCGAUACUGAAAAUUUGUAAUCUGAAAUGACGUUUAAUGAACCGAGUUUGUUUGACCUGUGGGGAAGGGACCAGCAGACACCAUUGUCACCGCCUCCAUUCUGCUUCUCUUUCUCUAGAACUUAAUGAAGGCUUCACGAUGCACAGUGCUGGUAGUGUAGGUCGAAAACGUGACUAAGUGAUGUCCUGCCUGGUGAUCUGUGCUGCUGAACUGUGGGAGAAUGGGGCGUGUGCUGGCCUGGCUGUAAAUGUUCUUCUUUUAGUAGGGAACCAUUGUCAGGGUUAAAAAAAAAUAGUUUUAAAAAACAAAGGUUUCCAUGAGAUGGGUGCCUUCUCCAUCAUGCCGAAGAGACACUCAGAAGAUGAGCACCAUGUUCUUCCUGAGAGACAGGGAGAUCUUUUGCCAGCACCCACUCAGCAUCUGAGUUUGUUGGGUAAAACUGAGUGCUGGGCGUGUGGCUGAGCAUUUCCAUGAUAUUUUUACUUUGUGUUUUUGAGUAUGAUAAUUUCUAGAACACAAACUGAUUUCAUUCCAUAUAAAAUUGUCACAUAAUGUCAUCUUAAAACCGUUAGGCUUUGAAAAUGCAUACUGAAGAAUCAUGAGUGUUUUAAAAAACUUUAAAAAUAUUUGCUUAGUUUUGUAUAGUCCCUUGUGUACAGAGCCCUCCCACUGAGGUGUAUAUUUAAUUAAAGAGUAAGUUCUACAUGUUGUCCAAAUACAACCUUGCUAGAGACUCUGUUAACCACAUAGUCCCCAAAUGUCACAUAAUCAGGGUGAUUGGGACAGUGGCCCAGUUUGUUGAGAAUUACUCUUUGUAAAGCUGUGCCUUGAAGGCCUGUGUUCUCCACUCAGCCCUACAUUAUUAAGUUGCACCUGACAAUCUCAGAAAGACAGGUGGGGAGGACACUGGACCCCCACCCUGGCCUUCAGACUUGUGUAGGAGACGCUUGCAUCCUUCUGCGUGUGUGCAGAAGUCCAGGCUGAGGUGUGCUGAAAGGCCAUGUUGGUGUCUUUGCCACCUUCUUUUUACACAGAGCACAAAUGAUCAGGACUUUGGAGAAUAUUUAAUGUUCAUACACCACAAAUAUGUCAGUAUGGAUUAGCUGUGACUCCCACACCCGCGUCCCUAAUGUUUAGGCUCCAAUUUUCCUCAUUUUCAAAAGAUGGUGAUUACCUUUUGAGCCUAUGAAAUUUCUAACCAAUUGAUCUGAUCAGCUUUUUCCUAUCAUAGGAACUAAUAUAGGACAAGUUGCAAGACAGUGAGAUAAUUUAAAAUUAGCUUCCAUGCGGGAAAUGUUUGAAAAUGUUUGGGAAUAUAAUCAUAUUUAAAAUAAAUGAUACACAAGUCUUUUUAAAAAUUUUGAUUUUAAGGUCUUAAUUAAAAAAUUUUUCCAUAAGUGUUUUUGAUUUUUUUUUUGGUGCUACUUUACCUUAAAAUUAAUGAUAGAAUAUUGAAGUAAGAAUGCCCAGCUCUGCUGGAGUGAUGAGAAUGAGAAUAGAAAUGUAUUCUUAAAAGGUAUGUUUAGCAGAUAUCUGAAUACUGGGCGUUGGUUAUGUGUCUGCUCAUCUGUUCUACCCCCAUGGAAUCUCUAACAUGUUUAUACAUUUUCAAGUUCAUUGAAGGCAUUGUGGGUGGUCUUACCUGCUCACAGGGCAGCAGCCCAUGUUCCUGGCAGUUCCUAUUACAACAUCUUUGUAGCUGAGUUUCAUUGAAGGUUGGCUGCUCAUUCAAAGGUGUGUCUGCUCAGGUCACAAUAACUGGACUAAAUUGCAAGGAAAGAGAGCCAGCAAAUGGACUGUUGGUGAAGGCUUCAUUUCCGAAAGAGCAAAUGUCUACCAUGCUGGGACUGUCACUCAGUGACAGGGCCCUUGCCUGGCAUGUAGGAGGCACUGGGGUCCCCCACAUGACAAGAAACAAAGCAGCAACCAAAGAGAAUUCGGCACAACUUUCCAGUUAAAGAUGUCUUCAGAAGACUUUGUAAACGGAAUAAGACUUCCUGACACUUAGGACACCAGAAGUAGUAUCGGAGAAGAGUGGGAAAGGCCCAGCACAGGUGGAAGGUGAGGCUUGCUUUCCAGGUAAGUUCACUGCUCAGGAAAAACAGGAUAGCUGUAUGGUCUACUUUAUGAAUAAACUAAUGCUAUGCCAUGGCCAAUUCUGCAGUCGCCUGGCCCAGGUAAGAUCUUCGCUGUAUACUCUGUGGCUGGUAUAAAUGCAAUCCUUUAAACAUGACCUGGUCAUGACCUGCAUCUGAAUUUGAGUGAAUUUGAAGCAUCUCUAUGUAGCCCUGAUUAUCCUGGAACUCGCUAUGUAUCCAACUACCUCUGCCUCCCAAGGGCAUCCACUACCAUGCCCGGUUAUUUUUCUUCUUUUUAAAGACAGGGUCUCAUGUAGCCCAGACUGGCUUUGGAAAUAAAUAGCCAAGAAUGACCUUGAACGUUCAGCUCUUCUUGUCUCUACCUCUCAACUGCUGGGAUUACAGGUAUACAUCAUCACACCUAGUUAAUGUGAUUCUGGGGAGGUAAGAACCCAGGGCUUUAUGCAUGUUAGGUGGUUACUCUGCCAAUUGAGUUACAUUUCCAGUCUUCAAAAUAGGUAGGCUUUAGAUUGGCAGCAACUUACCUAUUUUUUGCUAUUAGUUUCUACAAGGAGGUGAGUUAGUGGCAUAUUAAGGUCUCUAUAUACUGGUCCACCCAUCAUUUGUAUAUCUUCAUGAACAUCUUCCCUCUUUUUCUUUAUUUAGACUCGUACAAGACACAGUUACAUCAGACAUGAGCGCCAUAUUAUGAGGUGGCUGUUCAGCUCUUGGGAUACAUCCCUGCAGCGCAUCUCAAAUAUGACCACAUGAGGACCAGCUGGUCUACAGCCAGGCUUUCUAAGCACCAAAGUCAGCACCAUGGAAGGUGUCACGGGAAUGCAGUCAUCUGUGAUUGAUCCUUAGUACCUCUUGUAUGAAAAUCUGGAGACCUGGGGGAAUUCUUUUAUUCACAAGAGCUUUUAAAUAAUUGAAAUUACCUGAAGAUUUAAAAAAUCUCCACAAGAAGCAGUUGUCAGUCACCUCUGGGCAUUUUUUAACUUUAUGGACUUUUAGUGGGGGUCUUUAGGCAGUGGGAGCUGGGGGAUGGCCCACAGGAUGGCAGCUGGGGUUUGUCAGCCCUCAUUCCUGCAGUAUACCCAGCAUUCUGGAUUUCUUCAACAGUAACAAAAUUGUAUUCAGGAAAGUUCCCACCAUGGCUCUAAGCCUGAGCACCACAUUCACUUCAGAGUGCCGAAACAACACUGGCCGGGUGGGCCACUGCUUAUGGGGUUCACACUGGGCCUCACUAGCAUGCCAAAGGAAACUGAACCAGCAGGGGGCCUCUGGGUCACAGGUGGCACAGGUCCAGACAGCACAGCCAGGGCUUUAGGAAUUGAUGCAGAAUUGGGAUCAUACUGACCGAAGGUGGGUUCAAACACAGUCAACUCUGCACAAGGUUAAACAUGACAGCCACAGUGUAUCGACAAGGCCAUGCCCCUUAGCAUCUGAACUGGGAGGCUCAGGAGGAAAGAUAGCAGAUAUUGAUAUAAACAUUGAAGGAGCUCUAAUGAGCAAUCCAAACCCUCUCAAAGAUUAGACUGUGAAUGAGGAUGACAACAGGAAGUGCCUGGGCAAAUGUGUUGGUGUACAACUUAAUCCCAGAAUUGGGGAGGCAGAGGCAGGAGAGUUGUUGCAAGUUUGAAGCCAUCCUGAGCUACAUAGGGAAUUUCGGGUCAAUCAGGGUUACAGAGUAAGACUGUAUCUUAAAACACAAACUCUAAGUGAGAAUAUCAGAACUGAGAGAGAGCACAGCUGGAUAGACCCAAUGGCUGAAUGGAGACGGAAGAAUCAUCAGUCUGAACAACAGAAAGACAAGGAAGAGCAGCGUUUCAUGGGGACCCGUGGCUUGGGAGAUGAGAAAGAUAAACAAUGAAGGCUUUAAAAGAUUGGACAAUGGCUGGAAACUCCCAAUCUGAUGAAAGAUAUAAAACUAAAAGAGUCAAGUUGAGUGAACACCAUGUGGGAUAAACCCAAAGGAAUGAACUGAGCACCUUUGAUCCCAGAACUGGGGAGACAGAGGCAGGAGGAUUUGAGUUGGAGGCCACAUUAGUGAGACCCUGUCUCUCACAAAUACCCAUCUGGGCCCACCAUCCUCGAACUGCCCAGAACUAAGAUGCCAUGAAGUGCUCAAAGAAAACCCACAUGUUGCACUAACAGUUUGAAUGAUGGUGUAUUCUUCAUAGAGAUCAUGGAGGCCAGAGGAAGUGGAUCAUUAGAGAGAAAGAAAAAUGUCACCUGGGAGUUCUGUACCCAGAGCUGGCAUGUUGCCAUAAACCAUAAUCCUAGCAUGAGGGAGGCUGAGGCAGGAUUGCCAUGAGUAUGGGGGCCAGCCUGGGCUAGACAAUUUUAUAAUGAGAUAAUACUAGAAAUGUUUAACCUUUUCAGAGAAGCUGAAAAGCAUUUAAGAAAUGCAAAAGAAGCCAAACAUAUCAAUGUCUACAGUGCCUUCUUGGUGUUUCCAUGUCAGCAUGCUGUGAAGAUGCUGAGAAUUCCUGGGACCCACAUGACUGACUCUGCAGGAUGUCUGAGCAUCACACCCAGAGUGAAACAGGUAAGUGAAGACAUCCGGUGGCAAGGGCUGUGUGGACAGCCAGAGCUGUAUGAGUCAACUACAAAUAGGAAAUCUGAUGGGACUGAUAAAUUCAGAGUAAGAGCUGGAACCUUUCACCUCCUGAGAGCACUAGAGAUAACAGGUGAGAAUGAGCCAUGAGGCAGGAAAGCCUGGUGAUGACCAAACGCCAACAGUGAGAGGCUCCAAAUCCUCUGCCAUAGGCAUGCAAAUUCUUCCAGGACACCAAUUACCAAGACACCAAUCCUCUUGUAUAAACAGACCUUGCCAGUCAAUUAAGAUUAUGCAUUGUAUGUUUGUGACUGGUAGAAUUAAACUAGAAAUUAGUGACA